Messenger RNA from Aquila chrysaetos chrysaetos, 1466 nucleotides. RefSeq names its product sideroflexin 5 (gene SFXN5). The record is from RefSeq and is a predicted model, not a curated record. Gene Ontology annotation, biological process: citrate transport; mitochondrial transmembrane transport; monoatomic ion transport. Gene Ontology annotation, cellular component: mitochondrial inner membrane. The coding region runs from base 92 to 1060 and encodes 322 amino acids. Gene Ontology annotation, molecular function: citrate transmembrane transporter activity; monoatomic ion transmembrane transporter activity. The transcript is spliced from 14 exons. Lineage: Eukaryota; Metazoa; Chordata; Aves; Accipitriformes; Accipitridae.
GGAAGAAGGCUAGGAGGAUAAAGCAAUUUUGCUUCUUGGAGAAAGCCUUCAAAAAGCUCCAAGGCUUCUUCAUACAGAUCUUUUAAAUUUCAUGAGACUGGGAAAGCACUUCUUCCCAUACUGGGUUGCAGCAUUUCUGACUUCAUUUUAUGGCAGAUUCAGGCACUUCUUGGACAUCAUCGAUCCGCGCACUCUCUUUGUUACUGAGAGUCGUCUGAAGGAAGCUGUGCAGUUGUUGGAGGAUUACAAACAUGGGACUUUGCCCCCGGGAGUCACCAACAAAGAGCUGUGGGGAGCUCAAAAGAUAAAGCAGGCCAUCAUCCAUCCCGAUACAAAUGAGACCAUCUUCAUGCCUUUCCGAAUGUCAGGUUACAUUCCCUUUGGAACGCCCAUCGUUGUUGGUCUUCUCUUGCCCAACCAGACGCUGGCAUCCACUGUGUUUUGGCAGUGGUUGAAUCAGAGCCACAAUGCCUGCGUCAACUAUGCAAACCGCAACGCGACAAAGCCUUCUCCGACAUCCAAGUUCAUCCAGGGCUACUUGGGAGCUGUCAUAAGUGCUGUCUCAAUAGCAGUGGGCCUUAAUGUUCUGGUUCAGAGAGCAAACAAGUUUACCCCCGCCACUCGUCUCUUGAUCCAGAGGUUUGUGCCAUUCCCUGCUGUCGCUAGUGCCAAUAUCUGCAAUGUUGUCCUGAUGAGGCACACAGAGCUGGAAGAAGGAAUUGAUGUUUUGGACAAUAACGGAAACAUUGUCGGGUCUUCCAGAAUUGCUGCAAAACACGCACUGCUAGAAACGGCUCUGACUAGAGUGGUCCUGCCAAUGCCUAUACUGGUUCUACCUCCAAUUAUUAUGUCCAUACUGGAAAAAACAUCACUCCUGAGAUCCCGUCCCCGGAUGAUUCUCCCAGUCCAAAGCCUUGUGUGCCUCGCUGCCUUUGGCCUGGCCCUUCCCUUGGCCAUCAGUCUCUUCCCGCAGAUGUCCGAGAUUGAGACAUCUCGGCUGGAGCCAGAAAUCGCAUUGGCCACUACCAGUAAGACUGUAGUCUACAAUAAAGGACUGUAAGUGGAAGCGGACCAUCUCAGCCCAGAAGAUCUGGGGAGGGAAAGGGGGAAACUUGAGAUCCCGACUGGGAAAAAGAAAAUAACAAGAGAAAACAAAUAAUAGAGCUCAGCGAUAGUAACGUAUUACUGCUCCCAGCGAACUGGGAGUAAAUUAACACUUGCAGAGAACUGACACCUCACACCAGUCAAAAAGAUUAAUAUUAAAAGUUUUAAAUUAGCAACAGGAGCAGCAACAAAAAAAUCACAUUCAAACACUUUAGAGAACUAGCUAAAGAAGAAUCUCAGAACUUAAUAGCACUGCAUGGAGGGAUGUUUAACGGUGUGUUUACGUGGUUAUACCUAACUACAUGAAAGUAGGCUUCACUGAGCAAAUUUUGUUUUCGAUGCAAAUUAAAUUUCCACACUGA